Messenger RNA from Entrophospora candida, 742 nucleotides. The record is from the annotation of a GenBank genome assembly. NCBI's taxonomy places the organism in Eukaryota, Fungi, Glomeromycota, Glomeromycetes, Entrophosporales, Entrophosporaceae.
AUGAGCAAUUUUGAACACUAUCCUGGUUUUAAUGCUGAUGAUCCAAAUUUUAAUGCCUCAGCCAAUUUUGAAACUUUGAAAAUGAAGGUAAGAUCUGAGCGCAACAACAAAAAUUUGAAAGAUUAUUGGGAAGAUAUUAUUGCCAAAUGGAAAGAGACAAAUCAAUCCUCAAAUGCCUCUUUACUGCAUAAACAUGUAAAACGUCAUAUCAUGCAAUUUAAUUAUAGGGAAGCAAUGUUGGUGCUCAACAUGGGGAAAUUUCAAUAUUUCCCUGUUAAUGCUAUAAAUUUUGCUGGAAUCAACCGUUCAAAUGACCUUAAAAUUGCUGAAGCUGCACUUCAUGAUAUGAUUAAUAAUUCCAUUGAACAGUUCUACAGAACAUAUGCAUCCUAUCCGGAAAGGCCAUAUGAUAACCUCCAGAAACUCAUUAAACAGGAUAAUAGCAUUUCUAGCAUUUCUAAAUGCAUUAACAUUCAACCUGCUAUAUUACAACCUGGUAUGGGAAAAUCUGUAGAAAUUCAGAAAGUAUUAACACUAAGCAAUAUCUCAGAUAUAACUUCAGUACUUCAACUAAGGAUUUCCUCCUAUGACAAAUUUGGUAGAGGUGGAAAAACAAUUCGUGAAUGGAUUUUGAAGCAGGGUCCAAGUGACCAGUUGAUGAAUUACUGGGCUAGUCCUGAAAUCACUGAACUCCGUAAGACCUACAAGGCUGUUGCUUAUCUAGUGGUUAUUGUUAGUUCUC